Molecule: messenger RNA, 1269 nt
Organism: Abrus precatorius (Indian licorice)
Lineage: Eukaryota; Viridiplantae; Streptophyta; Magnoliopsida; Fabales; Fabaceae
Product: jmjC domain-containing protein 7
Exons: 4
Coding region: 49-1101 (350 amino acids)
Molecular function (GO): 2-oxoglutarate-dependent dioxygenase activity
Source: RefSeq, a predicted model, not a curated record
AGAAAGUAGUUACUGAUACACAUUCGCCUAAAACAGUGAGUUGUUAAGAUGAAGGAGGAGAUAGAGGAACUGUGGGAUGAAGUGAGAGAACUGAGUUUAGGAAACAGUGAGACAGUAGAAAGACUUGAAUCACCACCGACACCACUUGAGUUUCUCAGAAACUUCAUCAACCCAAACAAGCCAUGCAUAAUCUCCAACGCAAUCACACACUGGCCAGCACUCUCUUCAUGGGCCCACCACUCCUACCUCUCCCAAACCCUCUCCUCCGCCACCGUCUCCCUCCACCUCACUCCCACCGGUGCGGCCGAUGCUCUCACUCCUCUUACCUCCUCCCCCUCCACCCUCUGCUUCGCCUCCGCGCACGUCCAGCGCGUGCCUUUCCCCCAAGCCCUUCGCCUCAUCUCUUCUUCCAACCCCUCCAAGUUGGUGGCUUACGCGCAGCAGCAGAACGAUUGCUUUCGUUCUGAGUAUUCUUCUCUUGCUUCGGACUGUGAUCCCCACCUUGGUUGGGCCUCCGAAGCUCUUGGGUCGGUGCCCGAAGCUGUAAACCUCUGGAUUGGGAACCAACACUCUCAAACCUCGUUCCACAAGGAUCACUAUGAGAAUCUCUACGCUGUUGUCACCGGCGAAAAGCACUUCCUUUUGCUGCCACCCACCGAUGUUCAUCGCUUGUACAUUCGUGACUACCCUGCUGCCACUUAUACAUAUUCUUCGGAUACCGGGGAGUUUGAUCUGGAACUUGAUAAGCCAACGAGGUAUGUGCCUUGGUGCAGCGUGGAUCCUUAUCCUUCUGUAGAUAACGUGGAUGCUGAGAUGUCCAAGUUUCCUCUGUAUUUCAAUGGCCCUAGGCCGUUUGAAUGUACUGUGAAAGCUGGCGAGGUUCUCUAUUUGCCUAGUAUGUGGUUCCAUCAUGUUAGACAGAGUGCCAAUGAUGGAGGAUUAACUAUUGCAGUAAACUAUUGGUAUGAUAUGCAGUUCGACAUUAAGUAUGCCUAUUUCAAUUUUUUACAAUCAAUUCAAUACCAAUCUACCCCAAAUCCAAAGAUGCAUGAGACAUUGUCUGAGGAGAUUGAUUCAGGUCCUGAUGAUUAUGACUCUUGAUGAAUUCUCGUUUCUCAUCCCGCGACAGGAAACAAUGAGGGGAAGCAUUAUUUUCCAAAACAUGCAGCUACUUAUUCGUUAUUGGCAUGACUUGUGCCAAAUGCCACCACAAUUUUUGAUCCUUCAUUUGUAUCAUAGCUAUCAAUUUUCCCCGUUAGCAUUUACUUU